This is a messenger RNA of Trichoderma harzianum CBS 226.95, 1884 nucleotides long. RefSeq lists its product as hypothetical. Gene Ontology annotation, cellular component: nucleus. Gene Ontology annotation, biological process: positive regulation of transcription by RNA polymerase II. Gene Ontology annotation, molecular function: sequence-specific DNA binding; DNA-binding transcription factor activity. The record is from RefSeq and is a predicted model, not a curated record. The coding region runs from base 1 to 1884 and encodes 627 amino acids. The transcript is spliced from 3 exons. Lineage: Eukaryota; Fungi; Ascomycota; Sordariomycetes; Hypocreales; Hypocreaceae.
AUGAACCAGAGUGCCGACAUGUACUACGCCACACAGCACAUGUCAGCUGGGCAGCCGCCCCCUCCUCAGACCGUUACUUCUGGCGGUCUGGCGCACUACUCGCAGCAUCAAUCUCAACUGCUCCCCCCUGGACCUUCGCCGUACUCCAAUCCGGCUCCCUACAGCCAGUAUGGCUACGCCAAUGGCUUGACGUCUCCUCCAGCUCCUCCCCCUUCAGUAUCAAAUCCCAUGGGCAACCCUUCAACUGUGCUGCCUUCCAUCCCCGGGGUUGCAGGCCAGGCCCAGUAUGUCGGUUUCGAUACUACGGGCCAGCAGCCUCCCCCAGGCAUGAAGCCUCGCGUUACUGCCACGUUGUGGGAGGACGAGGGCAGCCUUUGUUUCCAGGUCGAGGCCCGUGGUAUCUGCGUGGCUAGGCGAGAAGACAACCACAUGAUUAAUGGAACAAAAUUGCUCAAUGUCGCGGGAAUGACCCGAGGCCGCCGAGAUGGCAUCCUGAAGAGCGAAAAGGUUCGCCACGUUGUCAAGAUCGGCCCUAUGCAUCUUAAGGGUGUUUGGAUCCCCUAUGAGCGCGCGUUGGAUUUUGCGAACAAGGAAAAGAUUACAGAAAUGCUGUAUCCGCUCUUUGUGCACAACAUCGGCGCCCUCCUCUACCACCCCAGCGCUAAUCCGGGAAGGACGAGCCAAGUCAUGACCGCUGCUGACCGACAAAGACGUGAGAGCGUCCCAAUGCGAAACCCGCCCCCCCCUGGUCUUCCAUCCAUCGGAGGGCAUCACUCUCUUGCUUUGCCCGGUCCUCAGCAAUCGCUUCCCUCACAAUCUGGCACCAGCCGGCCUCCGCUUGACCGGGCCUUGACCUUCCCCACGCCGCCUACGAGCGCUUCCAGCGUCAUGGGAAGCAUGGCAACCUCAGAAGGCUUCAACUGGCCGAACCAAGGCAUGAACGGAUCUCAGGGCGGCAGCUCCAUGUCUAUGGAUGGCGGCAUCAGCAGCGCACGCUCGAUGCCCAACACUCCGGCUGCAACCCCUCCCGGAUCCAUUCAGAGCAUGCAGCCGUAUCCCCCUGCUGCUCAAGGCUAUGACAGCCAGCGCCAGAUGUACAACGCGCCCCCCACUCAGCAGUCCCCCUACCAGAACUCGGCGAACCCUCCCCCGGAUCGCCUGUACAGCCAAGCCGCUUCUUAUUCGAAGAGCGAGAUGGGACCACCUGCUAGCCGAGCACCUGCGCCCCUCCCGUCUAAUGAUCAAUCUCAAGACAAGGGCCCUAAUGGCAUUGUCUCUGCCGAGCAGCAGAACCAGAGCCAUCCCGAAGAGGAGGGUGAGCAUGAGGCUGAGUACACUCACGACAGUGCUUCCUAUGAUCACGGUCGUGCUCCGUACAACUACAACACUGCCGCAGGCGUGGCCUCCAUGAACAAUGACGCAAACAUGCCAUCCGAGAUGGCCAACUCUCAAAGUCACCCCCCCGCUUCGGGGCGAGCGACACCCAGGACUGCGGCGCCCCCCCAGCCCUACUACCAGCAUCACAAUGGCUACAACUCUCCGCAGCGUGUUCAGCAGUCAACCAGCAACUUGUACAAUGUGAUGACGAACGACCGGGCGCCUACAAACGGCGCUCCUGGCAAUGAUGUAUAUGCACCACCUGCCGACAUGUCUAGCUCCAUGUCGAACGGCUACGCCCCCCAGCCCCCGGUGAUGAAUGGCUCCGGUGCGGGCAUGAAGAGGGGACGGGAUGACGACGAUGACAUCGGUCGGCCCCAGGGCGAUGACAUGGGAAAUCUGGACCUUAAGCGACGAAAGACUAUGCUGGAGACAACAGUAUCCGCACCUACGUACGACGCCAUGAGCCGACCUGCUUCGGCUAUCGCUGCUCCCCGCCGGCGGUAA